Molecule: messenger RNA, 1002 nt
Organism: Sesamum indicum (sesame)
Lineage: Eukaryota; Viridiplantae; Streptophyta; Magnoliopsida; Lamiales; Pedaliaceae
Gene: NDPK3
Product: nucleoside diphosphate kinase 3
Biological process (GO): GTP biosynthetic process; UTP biosynthetic process; CTP biosynthetic process
Molecular function (GO): nucleoside diphosphate kinase activity
Source: RefSeq, a predicted model, not a curated record
CGGGAACUCCCACAUCAAAAGGACCGUCACUCUUUCUGCACUUCUCAUUCACUCCAUUGCUAUUUGCUUGCUACUCGGAGCUCAAGAACAAUCACUCCUUCUUCGAAAUGAGGUCUCAGAUUUGCAGAUCGGCGAGGUCUCUCCUCUCUGCUGCCUCCAAGCACACCUCUCGUUCAUUUUCUGGAGGGCGAGCAGCAGCUGCGGCAGUUUCAUGCAGAGGAAGAGUGUCAUCUCUAGCUUCAUAUGGUGUAUUUGGAUCAGGAAAUGCAUACAAGGGUUGGAUUUCUGGUGUCCUUGCCCUUCCUGCAGCAGUUUUCAUGCUUCAGGAACAAGAAGCACAUGCUGCUGAGAUGGAGAGAACUUUUAUUGCCAUCAAGCCAGAUGGAGUGCAGAGAGGACUGAUUUCAGAAAUUAUCUCUCGGUUUGAACGAAAAGGCUUUAAACUUGUGGCAAUCAAGGUUGUGGUUCCUUCAAAGGACUUUGCCAAGAAGCACUACCACGACCUCAAGGAAAGACCUUUCUUUAAUGGGUUGUGCGAUUUCCUCAGCUCUGGACCAGUCAUUGCCAUGGUUUGGGAAGGUGAAGGUGUGAUCAGAUAUGGCCGUAAACUCAUUGGUGCCACCGAUCCUCAGAAAUCAGAACCAGGAACCAUCAGGGCCGAUUUAGCUGUUCAGGUUGGAAGAAAUAUAAUUCAUGGUAGUGAUGGCCCUGAGACCGCCAAGGACGAAAUCAAGCUUUGGUUUAAACCUGACGAGUUGGUUAACUACACAAGCAAUGCAGAGAAAUGGAUCUACGGCUAAUUAUUCUUUCUGCAAUUUUUCAAAUUUUGCCUGCAGCAAUAGGACUUUGAAUAAACAGUCCGUGUGGAAGCAAAAUGAUGAACAUAAUGUGCUUUAUUUAGACGAAUAGGAAACGUUGUGGAACAAAAGCUAAAAUCAACUGCUGCAAUAAUGUACAACCACGCUUUAUAUUUUGCCUUUGCCAACACACCUUUUUGUGCCU